This is a messenger RNA of Aspergillus puulaauensis, 2439 nucleotides long. RefSeq names its product small subunit rRNA maturation protein TSR1. The transcript has 3 exons. Gene Ontology annotation, biological process: maturation of SSU-rRNA from tricistronic rRNA transcript (SSU-rRNA, 5.8S rRNA, LSU-rRNA); endonucleolytic cleavage of tricistronic rRNA transcript (SSU-rRNA, 5.8S rRNA, LSU-rRNA); ribosome biogenesis. The record is from RefSeq and is a predicted model, not a curated record. Gene Ontology annotation, molecular function: GTP binding; GTPase activity; U3 snoRNA binding. Bases 1 to 2439 code for a protein of 812 amino acids. Lineage: Eukaryota; Fungi; Ascomycota; Eurotiomycetes; Eurotiales; Aspergillaceae. Gene Ontology annotation, cellular component: preribosome, small subunit precursor; nucleus.
AUGGCGCCUACUUCGACGGUGCAGCACCACCACCGUUCCACCACCAAGACUUCGCACAAGCCUUACAAGACUGGCCAUGCUUCUAAGCGCGCUCUGAAGGACCAGGCUAAAGGCAAGGUCGAAAGAGGAGAGCGGGGCACUCGCAAGACCCCUCACCAGCAACUCAUGUCGAAACUCGACCGAAGGAACCAGGCUCGCCAGAAGCAGCAGAACAAGCAGCAAGAGAGGGCCCAGGCUACAGGCAUUUUCACCGGUCAAAAUGGGGCGCCCCGUCACGUCGCCAUCGUUCCCCUCUCGGUCGAUAUUGAUACCGCUGCCAUCAUCAAGGCAUUGAACGAAAGUGUUGAUAUCUCAGGCGAUGUCUCAGCGGAUACUAUCCCUCGUGUCCGUGUUGAUCGCUUCCGACAGAACAUACAGUAUAUCCCGGCCAAGUAUGACUUGAUGAGCGCUUUGGAUGCUUGCCGGAUGGCGGAUUUCGUUGUGAUAGCGGUUUCCGCACAGGUUGAGGUGGAAGAGCAAGGGGAGCUGUUGCUCAGGUCAAUCGAGGGCCAGGGUAUUUCAAAUGUUGUUGCGGUUGUACAGGGCCUCGAUCAAGUCAACCCUCCUAAGAAACGCCCCCAAGUAUCUGGAUCCCUCAAAUCAUUCUUGAACUACUUCUUCCCAGCUGUCGACAAGGUCCUUUCAGUUGAUUCCCGACAAGAAUGCUCAAAUGCUAUCCGAUCUCUCUGCACCGCAACACCCAAAGGUAUCCACUGGCGUGAUGACCGGAGUUGGAUGCUUAUUGAAAACGUCAAAUGGCCUGAAAGUGCUGCGGAUGCGGUGGAUGACGUGGUGUUGACUGGUGUUGUACGUGGGAAGGGUUUGAAGGCAGACCGCCUGGUCCAUGUUCCCGGCUGGGGCGAUUACCAGAUCGGUGCUGUCACCGCUGCUCCACUGCCUACUGCACGAUCCAAGCGGGAUGAUGCGAUGACUGUCGACGAAAGCGACUCGUCCCAAGUGUUGGAUGGGCCAUCUGUGGAUCAAGACGACUUGGCUACUGUUGCACCGGAAGAAAUUGAGAUGGAAGAUGAUUUGGAGUCUAUGCCGGAUACAGAUAAGAAGGGUGUUCUUCUGGAUGACCACCACUAUUUCUCUGACGAUGAUGAUCAUAUCCCGGCCAAGCCGAAGAGGCUACCGCGAGGUACUUCCGAGUACCAAUCGCAUUGGUUCCUGGAUGACGUAUCGGACUCCGGUUCCGACAUUGUAGACGAGGAUGAGGAUGAAGAUAUGGAAAUGGACGUCUCUGGCGCUCCCGAGGAUGGUGUAUUCCCAGACAACCGCGAUGCUAUGACAGAAGGCGGAGCCUCGGAAUACCCUCAAUCAGAAAUGUUCCUUGACCCCUCACCAGAGGAGGAAGCACAGCAAUUGGAAGAGUACAGAGCCAGCCGGAGGAACGAAGCUAAGGAAGACCUUGAAUUCCCCGAUGAGAUCGAGCUUCACCCCAACGUCCUCGCCCGAGAGCGACUGGCUAGAUACCGAGGAAUGAAGAGUCUUAAGUCUAGCGCUUGGAACACAACAGAGGACCGACCUCACGAACCUGAGGAUUGGCGACGGCUUCUCCAAUUCGGUGAUUACAAGGGCUCCAAGAACAGGAUUUUAAGAGAAGCCCUCGUCGGCGGUGUCAGCCCAGGAAACCGCGUCGAUGUCCACCUUCGUGCAGUCCCUGCCUCGCUCCGCAACAAACCCCAACCCUUAUCUCUCUUCUCUCUCCUUCGCCACGAACAUAAGCACACCGUGGUCAACAUCAACAUGCACCUUAACGCAGCCGUCGAACAGCCGCUCAAAGCCAAAGAAGAGCUCAUCGUGCAAUACGGCCCGCGGCGCCUAGUUGUUAAGCCUAUCUUCUCAUCUGCAGACAACACGCCCAACAACGUCCACAAAUACGACCGCUUCCUCCACCCCGGCCGCAGCGCAAUCGCCACUUGGAUUGGACCACUCACGUGGGGCUCUGUCCCCGUCCUCGUCUUCAAGACUCGAAAGGCUUCAGAGGAAGAAGACCCAGAGGUGCUGGACUCCGCCGACGGACCGGAACCAACAUCAGCCACAGACUUCUCAACAUCCACCCUUGACCUAAUCGGCACGGGCACGGUCGUGGCCCCCGACCCAUCGCGCGUUGUCGCCAAACGCGCCAUCAUCACAGGCCACCCGUACAAGAUCCACAAGCGUGUUGUCACUGUUCGCUACAUGUUUUUCAACUCCGAGGACGUGAAUUGGUUCAAGGCGUUGCAACUAUGGACAAGACGCGGACGCAGCGGGUUCAUAAAGGAGAGUCUCGGUACACAUGGAUAUUUCAAGUGCACUUUCGAUGCGAAGCUGAACCCACAGGAUUCUGUGGGAAUUAGUUUGUACAAGCGAGUGUUUCCACGAAGGGCGAGGGCGCUGGAAGAGAUUGAUAACUAA